ACAGCAAAAGUAACCCAUUUUUUCUUUAAUCUUAAGGCAUCAGAUUAGCAAAUAGUAACUCAAGAUUCUUCCCUUUUCUCUCUCUGAAAAACCCAAUUGAUGGAUCCGCCUCUUUUCUAGAGAGAGAAUUUGGGGCGCUGCUUUGACAUAUCUUCCAGGCUCCAGAAUUCCCUUCACAUGCGGUGAAGUUCUUAUGGAGGGAGUGUUGCUUCAGUUGGCAAAUUAGGGAAAUCUUGCUCCCGAUUGUUUAUUUGGAGUUCUUCUUAAACAGCGGAUGAGUAAUUAAGAACUGCGAAGAACGUUCUUAAAUUCAUUUGCUGGUGGAUCUUCGCUUAUUUGCUGCCAUCUGGGAUUUGUGGAUCGUUUGAAAUUUUUUAACAAAAUGGAGCAUCGUGAGAUGUUCGGUCCAGCUGAGGAAGAUGAUGUUGAAGAUUUUCGAAGUUGUUGUGAAGAUCAUGAGGAUGUGGUGGAAGAAGGGUCUGAGGAGGAGGAGGAUCUUGAUGAGUUUUCGGUGAAAAUGUUCUUUAAGGGCAUUUCGAUAGCCGAGAUUGGUGACCCGUCUUCUGGUCUUUCUGGUAUUGGAGUGUUCAUGGAAAGAUCAGGGAAAGUCCCUUUUAUUCAGGUCCAGAAAAAGCUUGAUUUCUAUGUUGAUGAGCUAGUUGCUGAUUAUUUAGCUUUGAUGGAUGGAUUGGUUGAGGCCAUACAGAAUGGCGUCCGCUCUAUUCGAGCUUUUACCGACUCCAAUACGUUAUAUAAUCAGAUAACAAAUGAAGAGGAGCCUGAAAUUCCGCUUCUUGUAGCGCUGAAAGAAAGGAUUCUAGAGCAUGCUAGCACUUUUGAAGCGUUUUCUCUGAACCUUUCGUCGCAUUCAGACCUCGAGCAGCCAUUUCAUCUCGCGAAAGUGGCUAUUGGGGUUCUUUCUUGUCCACAAAAGGGAGAUAAAUCAAUUGAGAAUUGUUCGAUUUGUUGUGAGAACAAACCGACCGCUAUGAUGGUUGCGUUGAAGUGUUGUCAUAAGUUCUGCUCUCAUUGUAUGAAGAGUUAUGUUGAUGGAAAAUUAGAGACAUCUCAAGUUCCUAUCAGAUGCCCUCAGCUGAGAUGCAAAUAUUACAUCACAAGCAAUGAGUUUAAAUCUUUUCUUCCCUUGACUUUAUAUGAAUCGUUGGAGAAUACCUUAGCCGAAGCGAAUAUUCACUCAGAUAAAAUUUACUGCCCUUAUCCGAAUUGCUCUGUUCUGUUAGACCCGAGCGAAUGUUUGUCAGCUCGGGCAAGUUCAUCAAGUCAAUCGGAUAACACUUGUAUUGAAUGUCCAGUUUGUCAGAGGUUUAUUUGUGUUGAAUGUUGUGUUCCUUGGCAUUCAUCAAUGAGCUGUGAAGAGUUUCAGGACAUCCCAUUAGAGGAAAGAGACAUUGCUGAUAUUACCUUACAUCGUCUUGCACGAAACAAAAGGUGGCGACGUUGUCAGCAGUGUCGUAGGAUGAUUGAAUUGGCUCAAGGCUGCUACCAUAUGACAUGCUGGUGCGGGCAUGAAUUCUGCUAUUCUUGUGGUGCUGAGUACCAAGAUGGGCAACAGACCUGCCAAUGCGCCUUUUGGGACGACGACGAUGACGACGACAACUCCGAGGACUUGGUUACCCACUCCAUCCAAGAAUCUGAGCAGUGGGCAUGGGAAACUUUUAAUUCCCUCCCGAUGAUAACGGACGCAUACUCAGAGCAAGAGAGAUCACAGUUAGCACUAAUCCAACGAUUCCUGGCUGGGGGAUUCAGUCUGAGUGACCACCAACCGUAUCAAUCGCCACCACGAUGUACAGACUCUUAUGUCGACACGAUGAAGGACCUACACCAACUUCCAUGGCUUGAGAGGUUCGUUUCCGUGAUAAGUGAUAACUACUAUGAAGAUUACGUACAAUGAUAUAUCGAUUCUUAGACGAAAAAUAAAAGGGGGAGGUAAAAGAGCCUCUCACUCUAGUUUGCCUCCCUCGAUACCUCAUUUACACCGCCGCACAGCUUGGCGUUUCGAUCGCUAGUUACGCUCUGUUUGUCUGUUGAAUCAUAUACUGGAAAUUAUGAAGUGACCCUCAGAGGUCCUCAUUGCAUUAGAUUAGAUUAGAAUGAAGGAAUCUUAUGCAAGAAUGUCAGCUUUGCUUGUUUGAUUCUUUCCUGUUUCAAACAAAAGAAAAAGACAAGAAAUAGUCAAGAA
Cucurbita maxima (winter squash) is the source of this 2200-nucleotide messenger RNA. Its product is annotated as probable E3 ubiquitin-protein ligase ARI11. The transcript is spliced from 5 exons. The record is from RefSeq and is a predicted model, not a curated record. Gene Ontology annotation, cellular component: cytoplasm; ubiquitin ligase complex. Bases 383 to 1912 code for a protein of 509 amino acids. Gene Ontology annotation, biological process: ubiquitin-dependent protein catabolic process; positive regulation of proteasomal ubiquitin-dependent protein catabolic process; protein polyubiquitination. NCBI's taxonomy places the organism in Eukaryota, Viridiplantae, Streptophyta, Magnoliopsida, Cucurbitales, Cucurbitaceae. Gene Ontology annotation, molecular function: ubiquitin conjugating enzyme binding; ubiquitin protein ligase activity; RNA-DNA hybrid ribonuclease activity.